AUGAGUAAUAAAAUUUUUAUAAAAUUGAAGACCACAUCUCAACAAGAUCCCGCAACAACAACAUUGAACCCUACAACUGAUCUAACAGUUUUAGACUGUUUAUACUUACAGAUUAAUAUUCCAUCAGCCCUCGAUUGUCUAUUCUCUACACAAAUAUGUCAUGCUUACAAUAGGCUGUUUCACUUUCUCUUCUCUAUUCGUCGAACACAAUUAAAACUACAGCAGUAUUGGGCUGAUCAAAUUCUUCUAUGGCGUCGUGCUAGAUCUCAUGAUAGUCAGUUGACUUCAGCGUAUUAUAAGACGAAGAAGGGGCCAGGCAGGAAUGUUGAUGAUAAUGAUAAUAUAACAAUGUCAAAUAGUAAUUUUGUUCAUUUACAAUUGAGAAUUGGUCGGCGUUUACUAGUUCGUAAUCAUAUGGCAUUUAUUAUUGAAAAUUUAUUAUACUACUUACAAGUUGAUGUUAUUGAAUCGCAAUUCUCACACUUACUAUAUCGUUGUCAAACAGACCAAGAUAUCCAAUUGAUUCAAAUCGCUCAUGAGGCGUAUUUAGCCAGUCUACAAGCACAAGCACUAUUAUUCAUGCCAAAUGUAAAACUGUGUAUAUUCAAUUUACUCAACACUUGCCGUCAGUUUGUUCAUAUAUCAAGUGAAAUCGCCUAUGACAGCAGCAGUGACACUGGCGGUGUUUCUCUUGAGAAUAUCCAGUUGUCUAACAAAGAAGAGCAUAUCAUCAGUGCAUUUUAUAAUCAAUCGAAAUUGUUAUAUGAGUUAAUUAGUAUGUCGUGUUCAACCGGUGCUAAAAGCAGCGUUAGCAUAAACUCUGCUUAUACUCAUCGUUUCUCCCGUGGCAAUAAUAAUAAUAUUAAUAAUAAUAGUAAUAGUAAUAAUCCUGUUCUGAAUUCAGGAACAGCAGAUUUAAAUCAAUUAUUAUUACGCUUAGAUUUUAAUAAUUAUUAUAGUAAUUUACCUGAGGAUUUAAUAUGA
Messenger RNA from Trichobilharzia szidati, 984 nucleotides. Lineage: Eukaryota; Metazoa; Platyhelminthes; Trematoda; Strigeidida; Schistosomatidae. The record is from the annotation of a GenBank genome assembly.